Molecule: messenger RNA, 449 nt
Organism: Talaromyces stipitatus ATCC 10500
Lineage: Eukaryota; Fungi; Ascomycota; Eurotiomycetes; Eurotiales; Trichocomaceae
Exons: 3
Coding region: 59-307 (82 amino acids)
Source: RefSeq, a predicted model, not a curated record
ACAAUCAGUCCUUAUAAACAAUCACAAUCUCUGUAUCUGACAUAUAAUCAUAAUAAUCAUGCCUCUCGUUGUCCCAGGUAUCAACUCCUCCUUGACAGGAGACAAAAAGAAUGACUGGGUCGAUAAGCUUCUGGGCAAGAAAUUGACCGACUCUACAAGCGACGAAGUGUCAUUUGCAAAGAAAGACUUGCCGUCUAGCCAUCGUGUCGUGAAACCAGGUGAUAUGACAACUCAGGACCAUCAGCCUGAUCGACUCAAUGUCCACGUUGACGAUGAAGGUACCGUGCGAGAUGUUCGAUAUGGUUGAAUUCAUCCGGAGCGAUGCAGAUGGAAAUCAUGGAAUGAUAUGAUAAUGAACUCUGAUGUUUUUAAUGCUACCUUCUGAACAAUGUAUCUGUAGAAGUUGUACUAUUAGACAUGAUGUCAUCGAUGAUUGGCCAGUUCAGACU